UGUGCAUGCAGCACACCUGAUUGGCUCUCGGUUCUGCCCCUUCUUCUUCCAGUGCUGUAAAGCGGCCGGUCCGGUAUUUCUGCCGCCACCAUGUCAGAAUACCGGGCCGGCCGCUUAGCUCUUCUCUCCUGCAGUGCAGUCUCAGUCUUGCUGGUCAUCCCCUGUACUGUGUCCGCAGUCUCUGGUCAUCCCCUGUACUGUGUCCGCAGUCUCUGGUCAUCCCCUGUACUGUGUCCGCAGUCUCUGGUCAAUCCCCUGUACUGUGUCUGCAGU
Staurois parvus is the source of this 273-nucleotide messenger RNA. The record is from the annotation of a GenBank genome assembly. NCBI's taxonomy places the organism in Eukaryota, Metazoa, Chordata, Amphibia, Anura, Ranidae.